Tinamus guttatus (white-throated tinamou) is the source of this 219-nucleotide messenger RNA. The record is from RefSeq and is a predicted model, not a curated record. Lineage: Eukaryota; Metazoa; Chordata; Aves; Tinamiformes; Tinamidae.
AUGGUAACAUCUUCUUUCAACAUUCACUUCUUCCCUCUUAAACUUCUAUCAGCAGCUUUCACACUUGGACCACAGCUCUUUCCUUUUGCGCAAGUUCCAUUUUCCAUUGAAAAUAAAUGGCGACUACUGGCAGUAAUGUGUGCAUUUUUUGGAAGUGGCUUUGCUGCCCCCUUUUUUAUAGUCAGACACCAGCUCCUUAAGAAGUGAAGAGGAUGGAAU